AUGGUACAUACAUUGCUAAACAGUCAUUGCAACAGGUUUCUGGUAACACACAAACUAACUAAACAAAUCCAUAUCUUUCAGAAUGGAUCACAUCGAUGUGUAUUCUUGUUUGAAAAUGACGACGAAAACAUCUCAGACUCCUGGAAUUCCACGGGCUGUAAGACAACAGUUGAAGCUAAUCAAACCAUUUGUGUGUGUGACCACCUCACCUUCUUUGCUGUGCUGCUGGAUUUACGCCUGGACAACACGUUGGAUGAAAAAGAUGUGAUAUCAUUAACGUACAUCACAGUGACUGGCUGUGCAAUCUCUGCUGUCUUCUCAGCCAUCACAGUAUUCCUUUACUGUGCAAUGAGGAAGAAUAAAGGUGAUCACACCACCCAGAUCCACAUUAACCUCUGCAUUGCUUGCUUUCUACUGAAUACGAGUUUUCUGACAAAUGAGUGGAUUAGUAAGCUGAUGGUUGAUGGUGCCUGUAAGACGAUCGCUGUGUUCCUUCACUAUUCAUUACUGUGCACUAUAACAUGGAUGGCAAUUGAAGGACUUCAUCUCUACUUGAUGCUGAUCAAAGUGUUCAACAUCUAUGUCAAAUGCUACAUACAAAAACUGGCUUUGAUGGGUUGGGGCAUCCCUGCUGUGGUGGUGUCUUUGUGCAUUGCAGUGGACAAGAACAAUUAUGGACAGUUUCAAAUCCAGACACAGGACAACAGCUCUGUUUCCAUGUGCUGGAUAACAAAUGAUAAAGUGCAUUAUGUUACAAACUGUGGCUUUUUCGGCAUGAUAUGGCUUUGGAACCUGACAAUGCUAAUCACCGUCUGUGUCAAGUUAGCUCAGAUGAAAAAAGGAAUCUAUUCUGUGUCAAGAUCUGUGUGGAAGGAUCUGUGGACGGUCCUCGGCCUCAGUUAUUUGCUGGGUAUCACGUGGGCUUUGCCGUUGAUUUUACAUGGACCAGUGUACGUGGUUCAAACGUACCUGUUUUGCAUCUUAAACUCCCUGCAAGGGUUUUUUAUAUUCUUGUGGUACUGCACCAUAAAACUACCAUCCAAAGAGCAAAGUGCAAACUAUACAUCAGAUAAGUAAAGAAGAAAUGGAAAUGAAACUGCAUUUGCUGGAAAAGACCCCGCUGAUUAUUA
Messenger RNA from Mobula hypostoma (lesser devil ray), 1130 nucleotides. RefSeq names its product adhesion G-protein coupled receptor G2-like. NCBI's taxonomy places the organism in Eukaryota, Metazoa, Chordata, Chondrichthyes, Myliobatiformes, Myliobatidae. Bases 1 to 1077 code for a protein of 358 amino acids. Gene Ontology annotation, biological process: adenylate cyclase-activating G protein-coupled receptor signaling pathway; cell surface receptor signaling pathway. The record is from RefSeq and is a predicted model, not a curated record. The transcript is spliced from 7 exons. Gene Ontology annotation, molecular function: G protein-coupled receptor activity. Gene Ontology annotation, cellular component: plasma membrane.